Lindgomyces ingoldianus is the source of this 2856-nucleotide messenger RNA. RefSeq lists its product as uncharacterized. Gene Ontology annotation, molecular function: ATP hydrolysis activity; ATP binding. The transcript is spliced from 7 exons. Lineage: Eukaryota; Fungi; Ascomycota; Dothideomycetes; Pleosporales; Lindgomycetaceae. Bases 193 to 2568 code for a protein of 791 amino acids. The record is from RefSeq and is a predicted model, not a curated record.
GGACUGUAUUCUUACCGCAUUCGCGUGGCGGUGGUCUUGGGUCACUCGCGUUAUAAAGUCACAUACUCGAGCUCAGGGAGCAACUACAUAAGUCGUGAUCAAGAAUGCGAGUGUCCUAGAGGAGGCAUUGAUCGAAUAAGGUCAACAUGAUUUAGCUCUGAACAUCUAAAUUCCUCUCUACACUUUACAGUUAUGGAUCCUGCCCCAGAUGCAUCGUCGGCGACCAGCAGCCAAGUGCUGAGCGACAAAUCGUCCCCCGCCCUCUCCGACAACGAGUCCUCCGAUAGCUCGGUUGACAAUUCAUCACAAUCGAACACCAUGUCGAAGAUGUCUGGAAGCCCAAUCAACAAUGUACCAGACCCAGAGUUCUCUGAGAAGGACACUAUCACCCUUAUGUCAACCAGGAUUCUGGAAAUCAUCUUUGACUAUGCUCUAAACAAAUUCGACGACUGUCGAGACCGACUCGAGGCCGGAAGACCCAGGUUCAUAGAAGUGCUUAAUGAAUUUGUAAGAGCAGGAGCCCAGAUCGAUAUGGCUCUUCCAGCAUUUCCCUUCAAAUCAGCCAACAAAGUCUACAAAGCUCUGGGUUUUCUGCCCGACAAGGCUGAGGAGAUCGCCCUGGCACGGUUACACAACAUGUGCAGACGCAUUGAGGAGAUUUACGAACCAGGUGCCAAAGUUGUCAUCAUCUCGGAUGGGCUUGUCUAUAAUGACUUAUUAAGCAUAUCUGACAGACAUACCUGGCUGUACGGACUGGCUCUGCGAGCAAUGGCUGUUGAAAAAGGAUUCACCAACAUUGGGUUCUCCAGGCUCCGAGACUUUGUUUCUUCCGAUUCAGAUUUCAAACUGCCAGAAUCGUUGGACGAGAUCUCUUAUGUCGCCAACGCCACGAACUUUCGUCGAUUCAUCCUCAACAAAUUUGGUAAAGAUGACUUGGACGUUGAUCACCUCAUUGCUGUUGAUGAAGAUACCCGUCUAACGUAUCAGGGAUAUCGAAGAUUCUUGAUGUCAGAUUUGAGGCACAUUUUCACCCUUGGAGCAGAUCGGACCAGUAAUGCGUACAAAAGGGAGACGAAAUAUCUGGCCAAGCAGAUGCUUGUUCGAGGAUAUGCUUUUGCGGGAGCAAUCAAGCACAACUUCCCGCAUCAUUUGCGGCUCUCUAUCCACCAGUCUACCGGGGAGCACAAGGUUUCGAUGAGCUUGCUGAACACCAAGACUGGAUUCACGACUCCUUGGCAUUGUAGUGUCGCUCUGAUGGCCGAUGGAGAAUGGAUGAGCGCUCCGAUGGGUGAUUUCAAGGAGAAUCCCAGGAUGAAGAUCGUUGACGAGAAUGGUCGCCCAAGCUACUUCCGAGAAAUGACAGAGGAAGAAUUUCUAGAAGAUCGAAGACAAGCAGAAGAAGCAGCACGGCUUAUUGAGAAGCCAGUUGUGAAAGAGCUCCAGAAGCCAGAGAGAAAUGAAAACUUUGUUCAGUGGGAAGGGGUGACUUGUGAUGUCAAGAAUGGCGGCAAGACGAAACGACUUCUGGAUCAAGUAGACGGAUGGCUUAGGGGCGGAACGUUGACGGCAUUGAUGGGGGUCAGCGGCGCUGGCAAGACUAUACUGCUCGAUGUAUUGGCCAAUAGGUCGAAUUCAGGUGUCGUCCACGGUGAGAUCUUGGUGAAUGGCCAGCCUCGGAACAUGGCAUCCAAGAGUCUAUCAGCAACGGUCUAUCAGCAAGAUCUGCAGUUUUCUACUGCGACGGUCAAGGAGGCAUUAAUCUUUAGUGCUCUUUUGAGGCAACCAAAGACGAACCCUUGCGUCGAGAAGAUUGCCUAUGCUGAAGAAGUACUGAACCUCAUCGGUAUGGAAGCACUUGCCGAUACAAUUAUCGGAGCAUCCGGAGAGUAUCUGAACAGCGAACAGAGAAAGCGGUUGUCAAUUGGAGUUGAGCUUGCUGCCAAACCCACUACCCUGCUCUUGCUCGACCAACCACUUGCAGGGCUCGACAGUCAAGCUGCUUUCUCCAUAUGUCAGCUUCUGCGCCAACUUGCACAAAAUGGCCUGUCUAUCCUUUGCGUCGUCAAUCAGCCUUCUGCACGACUUCUCCAGACAUUUGAUCGACUACUCCUGCUUGGCAAAGGAGGGAGGCAGCUGUAUUUUGGUAAGAUCGGUCUUUCUUGCAAGACCAUGAUUAGCUAUUUUGAGCGGAACGGAGCCAGGCCAUGCAAUGCAGAUGAGAACCCUGCAGAAUGGAUGCUUGAUGUCACUUCCUCAACCGAAAACUCCAACGAAUCACAAGACUCAUCAGAGAUUUGGAAAAACUCUCCAGAGUGCAAGGCGAUGAAGAGCAAGCUUGCUCAGCUGAGGAAAAAGUUCUCAGCAGGAACGGAUCUGCUCGACGGCUCUGACACUUCAGAUGCGGUUCAGCAGUCAACGCCAGGGUUUGAUGCAAUGGCCUUGCAGCGCGCUUUCUACAAAUACCAUUGCUUGGAAAACAUGCAACUGCGGGCUGCGUCUCCUACAGAUCCCGUCGUAUCUUGGCUCACAAAUGGGGCUGUUUUACAUCCACCAGCCUAUCUUUCAUGAAGAGAAAGAAGACAGAGAUAUCGUUCUGAUGUCAGUUCGUUCCUUACGCUUCUAUCAACUUGAACACGUGAAAAAAUUGUUAGGGAGUGAGGCGUUUAAAUGGAUUUGACGGUUUAAUGUGAUGAAUUGGUGGGGUUGAGGUUUGAUUUUUAACGCAGUGCAGGUAGACUACAGCAGACGAUUAAAGGGUAAAGCAAUAAUACUUAACUAAGAAAAUUUUCCUGCACCUUUAUACACUCUAUAUAGUAUUAAAUUAACCUAUAGAUCACUUCUAUAGCUUAAUAUAAG